GCGAACUAUUUAAGCUAACAGAUAGCCUCAGAAAAAUUCAGUGCCUUACGAGGUUUCGACAAAAGCGGAUCCAUGGUGGUAAUUUUAUCACAGAGAACAGAUGUACAACUUAAAUGGGAAAGUUGUGUAAAAACCGUUACGAACUAUUUAAAUUUGAUUUGUGAAGCAUCCGCUAGAGGCGCCACUGUUGACCCCGGUUCGACCAAUUUGACAGAUGUUUUUGACUGUUAUCGUCUGUAAACGUCAAAGCCAAAGUAGAAGCAAAAAGAAGACUGAGUUUAAAAAUGGGCCGUAGGUGUGAAUUUGCGGGUUGUAGGAACGUUUCCGGCCUGUUCCCAGAGCGAAGAACUUAUCAUGGCUUUCCGAAGGAUGCUGCUCUGUAAGCAUUCUUGAAGAUAGCGGAAACAUCACAUUUCUGAAUGAUUUUUUUAUGAUUUUAAUUUUAUCUUUUUCAACAGCUGUCGCCGGUGGGUGGCCAACUGUGGGAAUCCGGAAGUUGACGCUGUGUUUCAAAAGUUUGGACAGACCGGUUUGAAACAGUGAAAAGUUUGUUCAUACCACUUUUCGGAAAUAAAUAAAGUGCGAGAAAAAACGAUUCAUCAAAUAAUUUUCGAACAACAAAUUUAGACCGGUUCCAGCUGCUGUGCCAAGGUCUCGAAUCCAGGUAGCCAGCGGCCAGGUUUUGUCAAACGAUGACUGCAGGAGUGGCGAAUCGCGUGGGAUACCUACUUCGGUCAACUGGGCCGAGCACGAGACCGUCGACCCGAGGAAACUCGACGUGCCCGACAAACCUAGUUUUCCUCCACAAAUUCGUCACCUUGAAAGCGACAGAUCAAGCGGUGUCCGCGGCGAUGAUCAAGGAUCAAGUGGUGUAUGCCACGAACAAGAUCUGCUUACAGAGACGGACCAGAUGGUCAGCUGGACCUAUCUGCCCCAUAACACCAACGAGUCGAUCGGAAUGCCAGAUUAGAUCAUCGAGCUCGAGCUGCUCGAAUCAUCCGACGACGCUCCCACACAUCAUCUAAACCAGGUCCUCGAGAACGGCGAACCAAGCAACUCCCUGGAAGUCAGCACCCACGAGUCGAUCGGACAGCCAGAUGAGAUCAAACCUACCCGCCUAAAGUUGACCAAUGAACUCUGUUUUUUAUUUGUAACCCUAGAUUUUAAUCAGCAAUGAAGCUUGUUCUUUAAUAAAACACAAAGGAUUAAAAACACACAAUGACUCAGCUUUUUAAAAUUCUAUUUUCUAGAUGCUUCAAAAGUACAUAUCUCUUGCUUCAUUUUGGGUGGUGAAAGGUUGGAGAUGGUUUACCGCACUCUCCGAGAAGUUCCGGUUGAUUUCAGAAGCGAAAUCGUUCGCUGCCAAUUUCGCAGCCCUUCGCUUAAAGUUGUUGCUGAUGAACUCGUCAUGGUCCUGCCUUGAAAUCCCUUCGUCUUAUGCAGGUUUGCCGAUGUGGAACUUGUUUUUCAUGUCGAACAGCUAACUAUACGGUUCAAACACUCGCUGGAUCCAUCUAUCAAGAAUUUGAGCGCAUGAUUCAACGUUACGAUGAAGAUGUUGUCAAAACUUUAAUGCCGUUGCUAGUUAACGUAUUAGAAUGCUUAGAUGCAGCUUACCAAACUAAUCAAGAACAAGAUGUAGAAUUGGAGUUACUUCGAGAGGACAACGAACAACUAGUAACACAAUAUGAAAGGGAAAAAAAUGCAAGAAAGCAGUCAGAACAAAAGCUGCUGGAAACCGAAGAUUUGGCCGAACAAGAAAACAAAGAACUAGCAUCUCGCCUGGAGUCAAUAGAAAGUAUAGUUCGUAUGCUUGAAUUAAAGCAUAAAAAUAGUACAGAUCAUGCAGCACGUUUGGAAGAACGAGAAAAUGAGCUUAAAAAGGAGUAUAGUAAGCUACACGAACGGUAUACAGAAUUAUUUAAAACACAUGUAGACUACAUGGAACGCGCCAAAAUUAUGAUGGGCAAUUCUACUCAUUCUCAAAUCAGUGGGAAUACUGAUCAGUUUGAACUUCAUAAAUCCAGGUUACUUGCGACAGCUAGAUCAUCGGGCCCAGUUUCAUAUGGGUUUACUUCACUUGAAAAUUCGGCGAUACUAGAUUCCGACGCUAUUUGCAGUGAAGGUAGCAGCUCUGAAUCUGGACCACCAUCCCUUCACAAUGAGCUAAGUUUACCAAACCCUAUUGAAAAGAUCAUUGAUGAAGAUAGUAAGCAACAAGCUAACAUUUCAAAGAAUGAUGAAAAUAAAAAAAGGCCUUCUGGUUUAGUAGUUGGAAAAACAACAACUAAAAAAGAACAAAGAUCAGGAAAUACACUUUACCAAGAAGUCUCUUUUCAAGAUGAAAAUGCAGAUAAUGAUGAUACUGAAAUAACAGGAGCGUGGGUGCAUCCUGGCGAUUAUGCUUCUUCAGGUAAAUUUUGCAUGAUUUUUUCCUUUAACUUUAUGUGACACUACCAUAAGAUACCAUAGAUUGCCGUAAUAAUGCAUUUUUUUUUUGAUAACCCGAGCAGAUGGAAAUAAAAGCGAGUUGUGGCGCUAUAACCACGGCAAGUAGUGUCCAGGGCAUUUGUGGGAAUACAGUGUCCCAUCCCUAGAGGGUCCCGGAGCAACAAAACUUCUUAGCAUGGUGUCGAUAAAUUCCCUAAACAAACAGGAACGUGAGCGAGGGAUCCCCAUUUUUGAAAUUUAUGAAAUUAAAUAUGUCUUAAAUGAACUUUUAUUAUAAUAAUUACAUUUCAUUUACAUUCUAAGUAGUAUGGCUAAAUGCUCUUCAUCUUUAUUGUAUUUUUCUUUUUAUUAUUAACUGUUCACAUUCAUUCAUACUUCAAAUUGUUUUACAUUUUUGCAUUGAAUCGAAUACAUUUGGCUAAAAAAGAAAAAAAUCACUUUAACAACUAAUCCUAACUUAAAACUUAAAAAAAAAGUUAAUAUAUUGAAAUAUUCCAAAUCAUUAGAACGAGUAAACUACAAACUGUAUUUUAAGAUAAAUCCUCCAAGCGUUCUUACUUGUUCCGCACGAGUUUUGCAACCACGCAGUGUUGUUGUCAUCUCGAUGAAAAUGUUCAGAAGUCCUUGUGGUUAAAACAGGUCACUACUGCCUUCAUCCGUUAAUGCUGGUUGGUUUUCCCACGGUUGCUGACUGAAGCCUGGAGGUGUUGUUUUCUCUGCAGCUUUUUGCCGCUGAUUCAACGGCAAUGGCUGCAGAUUUGGAACCACUCGAGCAGAUACCGCUCCGGGCGACGCCAAAGCAGGAAAAUCCACGUCCGUGAAAGCUGGUGGUGUCUUACGACGAUUUGGUUGGUGCCUCGUCUUCUCUUGCUGCCGAAUUUUUACAAACUCAGCCCGUUUUGAGCAGCUCCGAUUCUUGGUCGAAUGGUCGCCGCCGCGAUUGAAGCAUUUAGCUUCGAUGUUCUCCUCUGCACGUUGCACAACAACUCUUGAUGAAACAGUUCCUUCCACCAUGUCCAAACUGCAAGCAGUUCGAACAUUGCGUCACGUCACGGUGCACUGGACGAUAACGUUCCCAAGUCACGAUGUUGUUGAAAUUUGCCCGAACUGCUUUCAGCCAGGAACCAGGUACAGUUGAUCACGAUAUUUGAUGUCCUUGUUGUGUCUCGUCAUCUUGAAGACUUCGAUCGCGUUCAACUUAAGAGUUUUGAGCUCUUCUUUCAGCACACCCACAUCCAUGUCGUACAGGCCACGGAGGACCUGUUUCAUGGGUCGUUUACCUGGAUCGUCAUGGCUGUAGUAUUCGAUCUUUGUGUUGUUCAAAAAAUCACAAAAAUGAGUGGCAACUUUUCCCGUCGUUCAAAUUCUUCCUUCUCGCUCACGUCCACAGGGAGGGUAGCGAACUGGUUUCCAGACGAAUUUUGAGCGUCCUUGCUCAAACUUCCUGGCUUUGCAGGUAGCACAUCAGCAUUCUUUAACUUCUUCAAAUCUGCCGAUCCUGUUGGUGAGGACCGCCUCUUUUUCUUGCCGUGAGGAAUUUUUGGCACUUUUUAGCACUUAUUUGGUGUUUGAGGGACGCACGUCUGACUCGCUGCUCUUCUAAUCACAGGCUGAGGGGGAUCCCCACGUUUCUUCCUCCCCUGUAGAUUCAGAAAUGUGUUAUUGUUUGAACAUUCGUGCUCAAACUCAAUCCAAUUCAACGAAUCAUCUUUCGGUAAACUUUAUGCAGUUUGCCUGGCUGGUUUAACGUUUGUGAUGUUUCAAAGCAAUUUAUUGCAUCGGGGCACUGCAAUUGUUAAUAAUGACAAGAGGAUCAAAUCAAAUCAAACCAUCCACAUUAACGACCCCGGGUCUUUUGUGGUCUCUAUUGCAAGUUUUCUGCUCGAAACUAGGAGUCCGAAGGCUUGAAUGGGGAGAGCACUCAAACCUCUUUCUACUCCAAGGAACCUUCCACCCCAGUGUUUGAACUGACGACCUUCGGAUUUCGAGUCCAACCGCCGCCAUCGAUUCCACCGGAGUAGGCUUGGUUUGGUGUGUUGUUUGUACUUAAGGCAUGGAGACGACUCCUACACCUGGAAUGACUUAACGGCCUAACAACCAAGGCCGGGACCGACAUUUUACUUCCUCAUCCGAUGGAAGGUUGGAGCAGAUGGGAAUCGAACCAAGAAUCAUUCGCUUACAAAGCGGACAGCGUAACCAUUCGGCCACGCACUGCCACAAUGACAAGAGGAUGCUAGGCGUUAAUCAACCUAAGGCCUUUUCCAGGAUGCCCUCGAAAGACUGGUUGUGCUAGGGUUAGAUUAGAUUAGAUUAACCCGACAAAUGGAAAUGACAUGGGAAUAACAUUUUUGCAAUUCCGUCCUGAAAAUUCGUACUAGGGUGGCUCGACAUGAUCGAUUUUUCAGAACAGGCAUUUUCCGGUUCCAGUUAGGCCCCCAACCAGCCUCCCAAAAUUUGGGAGCGAUUGGUUUUGAAACGGCUUUCCGCAAAGCGAUUAAAAUUUGUAUAGAAAUUUGUAUAGGAAAUCCCUUUUUUUACAUUUUGAUUUUUAUAAUUUUCAUUUUUCAUUCAAUUCAAAAACUAACACCGUAGAAGUAUAGUUGUAAAUGUCCUCUGAAACUUUCCCGAAGAAAAUAUGUUCCUAUCCCGGUGCGCCGCCGAGCGGUUAGGCCUUGCGCAUAUGAGGACGUAAUAUCUCCUCCUACAUUUUAUACGGGAGAUUACUUAAUUUCAAAAUCAAAAUCAAAUUAUUCGCUCUACAGCAUUGCCUUGGCGUUCUCGAUUGCGAGAUUCCUACUCGAAACUAGGUGUUCGAAGGCUUGAUUGUUGAGGCAAUUGCAAACCUCUUUUUACACCUAUGCUUCCAUCCACCCCGGGAUUCGAACUGACGACCUUUAAAUUGUUAGUCCAACUGCCUACAAGCGACUCCACCGAGACAGGACCCCCAUCUACUCGCAGUAUGUUUCAAAUACGACACUGCACAGUGUUCGGAAUGGCAAAAUUAAGUGGAAUAAAUUGAUAACUCCUUUAUUUGACGUCCUAGCCAAAUGGUGUCUUCGGAAGAGUUGUUGUACUUGAUAAGGGCUAUCUUUUGAAGUUAUUGACAUAAAGGGUGACGACCUUCCAGGGUGUCAACCAAAAACUAACAUUGUUGGAUGACGUUGUAGGGCUUUGGUGUCUUCGGCAAAGUUGUAGAGGAGAAAAUUUCAUGGAAGUUUGUCGAAGGCGCCAAAUUUGUAGCUCUUAAUCUACUCGAAUUACGCCAUUUUUACAAAAAUGGUCAAAAAAAAGCGCUUUUUUGGUGAUAACUCAAAAUGUUAGCAUUUUAGCGGCCUAUAGGCACGGAUAGAAAUCCUGUCCGGGAAAUCGACAACAUUGUUCUCGAUUCGUUCUGAAAUUCGUUUCAGAAUGUUGUCGACCAGUCGUCCGGUAACAUUUGCAACAAAAUCGAGAACAAUGUUGUCGAUUUUGAGUCGUCACGGUUGGUGACGCAAAACAAAAAGCACGCAGCCAUCCCGAACGAAGGGUUGUGGUUUAAUCGGCGUUUGAAUUGACCGUUGGAUAUUUCUUUUGGUUCAGUAAAACAGUUGAUUCGUUUUUUUUAUUUAUUGAGGUAAAAAAUACAUUAAAAAAACUAAUCAUUGUGUGUGUGUGUGUUUGAAAUAAGGGAAUGAAAGAAAUUAGUGUUUUGACAAUCAAGAAAAAUGGGAAUCUGGGGAUUAAAGAAUUUGAAGUUUUUGAGAAUUUGGGAUAUUCUGAAUCUGGGAAUCCCGAAUCCAAAUUAGGGAAUUUGUGGUUUUAGGAACUUGGUAUUAUGUUAUGUUAGAAAUUUGGGAACAUCGGAAUUAGAAAAUUUAGGAAUUCAAGAACCUGAUAAUGUGGUAUUUAGAGAUCUAGGAAUAUAAGAAUUAUAGGAUUUGGGAAUUGGCGAAUCUGGAAAACUGGGAAUUUGGUAAUCUGAAAAUUGGGAUUUUGGGAAUUGGACAAUCUGCAAAUUUGGGAAUCAUAAAAAAGUGGAAAUUGGGAAUAAUUGAUUUUAGGAAAUUAUGAAUUUGUAAUUUUAGAAAUUUGGGAAUUGGGGAACUCAGGAAUUUUGAGAAUCGGGGAUUUUUAAAAUUAGGGGAUUAUGAAAUUUUGGAAUCUGGGAAUUAGGUAUUUUGGGAAUCUGUUAAUAUGAGUAUUUCGAAAACAAGUAAUUUAUGGAUAUGAGAUUUUAGGAACAUGGCAAUUUGGAAUUUUUUGGAAGUGGAGUUUUUGGGGACUUUGAAAUCUCAGGGAAGAGGAAAUUUAUUAAAUUUGGGAUGUAAGGAAUUUGAACAUUUUCAAAUUUGAGAAUCCAGAAAUUCGGGAUUAUUGGAUAUUUGAGAAAAUGGAAUUUGAGAAUUUAGAAAAUAGGGUUUUUGGAAUCUGGCAUUUGGGGAUUGAGGUUUUUGAGAAUUAGAGAUUUUUGGAUUUAUGGAAAUUUGUAAAAAAAAAGAAAACUGGAAAUUUAUUUAGGAAAAUCUAUAAUAUGGGAUUUCAUGCAUUUUGGAAUUUUAAAUUUAAGAAUUUCAGUGCUAGGCAGUUCCUGGAAGUCCGGCACUCAUUAUAUCGGUCGACGGCAGCUGUAGCACCGAGUACCGAGAAGAGAUCGCCCUGGUCCGAUACAACUUCCGGCGCGCCGACUUCGAGAGUUUGUCCCGCGCCCUACGUGGUAUCGAGUGGAGCAGCGUUCUGGAUCCUGUAGACAUUGAUUUAGCAGUCGACACGUACACAUCUAUUCUGGGCAGACUGAUUGAACAGUUUGUGCCGAAGAUUCGGAAGGUGGUUUCCCAUCACCUUCCCUGGCAAACCCAAGAACUUCGCCUCCUCAAGACCCAGAAAAGAGCUGCCUUUAAGGUUUCCAACGGAUCUGUACACUUACGCGACUACUAUCUUCGGAUUAAUCACAGCUAUCAACGAUUGAGUCGCAGGUGCUUUGCAAACUACCAGCGCAAAAUGGAGAAGAAAUUGAAAACCGACCCGAAGAAAUUCUGGAAAUUCGUCAACGAGAGCCGUAGAGAAUCUGGAUUGCCGACUUCAAUGCGGUUGGCUGACGAAGAAGGAGAUGAUGCAGACAAAAUUUGCCAGCUUUUCGUGAAGAAGUUUGCCGGUGUAUUCUGUGCGGAGCCUAUUACUGAUGAGGAAGUUCGAUCCGCCGCAGAAAACGUUCCACGUCGGGAUGAACUACUGGCUUCGAUCGAGAUUGAUGAAGGUACCAUACAAGCCGCUGCAGCCAAACUAAAACACUCUUGCUCACCAGGACCGGACGGGAUACCGUCUACCCUGCUGAAACGUUGCUCCUCCAGCCUAUCGGCACCACUUUUACACCUGUUUCGUCUUUCGUUGAGCUCCCCGAGCAUGGGUAAAUAACAAGGGAAAUGCGUAAUAAUACCUUUCUCUGGUAUCAAUACCAAAUUUUGGUAUUCCUGGACCCUUUAAAAAUUUUCUUAAGGAUUAUGCAAGAGCAAAAUGUGGUAUCAUACCAAUUUAAGGUAUUGUUUUGAUAUUGCAAAAUUGCAGCAUUUGUCAAUGGUCGAACACCACAUUUUGGUAUUCUUUUGGUAUUACAGUAUUUUAUCAAAUUCCUCUGAAACUAUGGGAAAAUUUUGACUAAUUUUGACAAAAUAAUUAAUUUUGCGCUAAAAUGAUGUAUCAAAGCAAAUGCCUUCAUUGAAAACCGGAAAUUAUAAACUUGAUUUUAAGCAUUUUUUAUAUACCCCCUAAAGAAAUUACUUGAAAUUCUGAAAAAUUUUCUAAGUCAUGAUGGCACAUUUUGGUAUUAUUUUGGUAUUAAAGUGUUUCAUCAAAUUCCUCUGAAACUAUGGGAAAAUUUUGACCAAUUUUGACAAAAUAAUUAAUUUUGCGCUAAAAUGAUGUAUCAAAGCAAAUGCUUUAAUUGAAAACCGGAAAUUUCAAACUUGAUUUUAAACAUUUUUGAUAUACCCCCUACAGAAAUGACUUGAAAUUGUGGAAAAUUUUCUAAGUCAUGAUGGCACAUUUUGGUAUUAUUUUGGUAUUAAAGUGUUUUAUCAAAUUCCUCUGAAACUAUGGGAAAAUUUUGACCAAUUUUGACAAAAUAAUUAAUUUUGCGCUAAAAUGAUGUCUCAAAGCGAAUGCUUUCAUUGAAAACCGGAAAUUUCAAACUUGAUUUCAAACAUUUUUGAUAUACCCCCUAAAGAAAUAACUUGAAACUGUGGAAAAUUUUCUAAGUCAGGAUGCCACAUUUUGGUAUUAUUUUGGUAUUGAAAGGUUUCAUCAAAUUCCUCUGAAACUAUGGGAUUUUUUUUUAUGAAUUUUAAUGAGAUAAUUAAUUUUGCGCUAAAAUGACUUGAAACCCAAAAAUGUUAAAGCUGAUUUUAAUUUUUUUUAUAUACCCGCUAAGAUUUUUUUUAAAACGUUGAAAUUUCUCUAAGUUGGGAUAACCAAAUACUUUGAAAAACGAGUUAAUCGACAGAUUAUUGAAUUUUGGUGAAUUUCAAUCCAGUUUCAUUUAAUAAUACUUAUUUUUCAAUCUUUUUAUUUUCAGAAGCUUCAGGAACUUCAAGAACAGGCCGUUCAUCAAUGACAAAUGCAUUCGAUGUGGUGAAGGAUAUCACUUAGAACAACAUGGAAUCAUCAGGUGAGUAGAUUUGGCUGUUGCAUAUGGAUCAUUUCCGUUUUUUCACUAACUGCAACUGCUGCACUAAAAAUGGUAUGAAAAUACCAAAUUUUGGUAUUACUUCUGCAAAUACCAGCGACCAAAAUGUGCUCUUGGUUGCCCAGUAAUAGAUGGUAAAAUACCAUGAAAUCAUAUCAAAAUCUUGUAUGUGGAAGAUCACAGGAAUACCAAAAUAUGACUUUCCAAGGGCGCGGGAAUACCUAAAAUUAAAACCAUGGCAAUACCAAGUUUUGGUAUUCAAGCAAUGUUCAAAAAUCCAGAAGAUCUCAAGUUGGUAUUGAAAUGAUUUUAUUUUGUGGUAUUAUUUUACCUUUGGAAUAACAUGGUUUGGUAUUGUUGUGCCCUUCCACAUACAAGAUUUUGGUAUGAUUUCAUGGUAUUUUACCAUCUAUUACUGGGCAACCAAGAGCACAUUUUGGUCGCUGUUAUUUGCCCAAGCAAUACCAAAAUUUGGUAUUCCCGUGUUAUUUACCCCUGAUCGGGUCUGGAAAGUUCCCUGUUGCCUGGAAGCAAGCUUACAUGUUUCCAGUGCACAAAAAAGGCGAUCGAACUAACGUGGAGAACUACCGUGGGAUUUCCGCCUUGUGUGCCACCUCAAAGUUGCUGGAAUUGGUUGUGAUAGAUCCGGUUUUCUCGCAUUGCCGCCAAGACCUUGCUGAUGAACAACACGGGUUCUUUCCUAAGCGAUCAACAGCAACCAAUCUCCUCUGCUUCACCGAAUCGAUCAUCAACAGCUUCGACGCCCACUCUCAAACCGAUGCCAUCUACAGAGAUCUGUCAGCCGCCUUCGACAAAAUUAACCAUCGCAUCGCUGUUGCUAAGCUUGAGAGAUUGGGUUUCCGAGGAAGCCUAUUGGCCUGGUUCAAGUCUUAUCUAACGGGACGUUCGCUGAGGGUGAGAAUCGGAGACGCACUUUCCGAUAUCAUCGACGCCACAUCGGGUAUCGCGCAAGGAAGCCACCUCGGUCCGGUGGUAUUCCUGUUUUACUUUAACGACGUUAAUUACACCGUCACUGGACCUCGCCUCGUUUACGCGGAUGACCUCAAGCUUUUUGCUCGAAUUGACAACUCGAACGACGCCGAAGCAUUGCAGCGCGAUCUUGACAGGUUUGCUGGUUGGUGCGAUGUGAACCGCAUGAUCCUCAACCCUGGAAAAUGCCAAUCGAUCACGUUCAGUCGGAGACACUUCCCAGUAACCUUCGACUACCGUAUUAAUGAUACUUCUGUCAAACGGGUCACUCACGUGAAGGAUUUGGGAGUCAUCUUGGACACGCAACUCACUUUCAAGCAACAUCUGUCAUACAUAAUCGCCAAAGCCUCCCGACAACUACACGGAAAGAAGGUUUAUCGUGAAUCUUACUAAAUUUCGGUUAAAAAUCCUAAAAAAAAUGGUUGUUUUUUCAACCACCAAUUUUUUUAGCUGGAAAUCCUAAAAAUAAAUCCUGGAUUUGACAGCUGGAUCCAGGUCCUAAAAAUGAUAAAUCCAGCUAAUUUUUUAGUAAAUUUUACUAAUUUGCAAGCUGGAAAAAUGCUGUCAGUCUCAAAAGCUGUAUGUUUUAAGAAGGUCUGUUAGCUAUUUUAGCUAGAUUUUAUGGUAUUCUAGGAAGUUUUAUAGUUAGCCCAGCAAGUUUUUAGGCUGUUUCAGCUAGUUUUUUUGGAAUCAUUCUCAAAAUUUUCCAUUGAUGGCUGUGAAGCCAGGUAUUUUCACACAUCUUUUUAGCUAGUUUAGCUAACUUUGCCACUAUUCUUGGUAGGUGUUUUGGUUGGAAUAGCUAAUUUUUCCACUAUUUCUACAAGUUUUCUUUCAAAAGCCUCCGUUGCUGCCUGCAAAGCACGCAUUAUUCACCCAGCCUUUUGGC
This is a messenger RNA of Culex pipiens pallens (northern house mosquito), 10988 nucleotides long. It is a transcript of the gene syd, whose product is annotated as JNK-interacting protein 3. The transcript has 2 exons. Gene Ontology annotation, biological process: vesicle-mediated transport. Lineage: Eukaryota; Metazoa; Arthropoda; Insecta; Diptera; Culicidae. Gene Ontology annotation, molecular function: signaling receptor complex adaptor activity; JUN kinase binding; MAP kinase scaffold activity. Gene Ontology annotation, cellular component: cytoplasm. Bases 1438 to 2451 code for a protein of 337 amino acids. The record is from RefSeq and is a predicted model, not a curated record.